AAGUUAAGCUGAUCAAAAAAUGUACUUUCCAGUUAUUGCAACUUUAAGUUGAAAGGUAUAAAUUUAGUUAUUGAAGUUGAGCAUCAAGACUCGGGUGAAGGUGUUCACACGGGCCUCAGGCCGUCAUUAUCCUUCUAUUUAACAAUAAUAUUAAGAGUGGAGGCCACGUGAAGCUCGCUGGGAUGAUCACUAGUAAGAAGACCGUAGAACUCUCUCUCAGGCACCUCAAAGAUCAAAAUUUCGGCAAGAUCCCGGAAGUCCAAAAUGAGGCUAUUCAGGCCCUGGCUGCUCCUCAUGUUGAGUCAUUUAACUUCUUCCUGGAGGAAGGUCUCCAGGCUCUUCUCUCAACCCUUCCUGCAUUAGAAUUUGAAAUGCUGAGUGGAAGCAGAAUUUCCCUGAUGGUGACCGAUAUUACGGUUGGAAAGCCCAGGCUACCACCUGGAGUUGCAGAAGUCUCAAACCUCGAUAUUUACCCUAAAGAAUGUGUUGAACGUGGUGGCUCAUACACUGCACCAGCCAGCGCAGUGAUAGAGUGGACUUGUGAUAACGAAGAAGUGUUAUCGUUCAGACAGUCACUGGGAGACUUACCUAUUAUGAUCAAAUCCAAGAACUGUAAUCUGCACAACCUGACUCCAGAGGAGCUAGUCAAGCAUGGUGAGCUAGUCAACGAGACUGGUGGCUACUUCAUCGUCAAUGGUGCUUAUCGAGUUCUAAGAAUGUUAUCAACAAACCGUAGAAACUAUCCUAUUGCCAUAACCAGAGACGCUUGGAAAAAGAGAGGUGCAGGUUUCACAGACAAGGGCCUCUUAAUGCGAUGUGUGCAGGAAGAUCAGUUCUCUUCAGUGAAUGAGCUUCACUACUUGACAACAGGAGGAGCCAAGCUCUCAUUUCUUUUGGGAAAACAGCUCUAUGUAAUACCACUUAUCAUGUGUCUAAAGGCCUUAAUGGAUUUAACUGACCAUCAGAUUUAUCUUCACCUUAUCAGGGGCCGUGAGACUGACAAAUAUUUUUCCGAAAAAAUCAAGAGCAUGAUGUGUGAGCUACAGAAAGAAGGACUGUAUACACAAGAUAUGUGUAGAGAAUACAUUGGAAAAUCCUUUCGUGAGAAACUUCUUGGUAUUGUACCGGCUUGGUAUAGCGAUGUACAAAUAUACGAUUACCUUUUUACGCACUGUGUGUUGAUUCAUUGCAAGUCCAACAUUGAGAAGUUUGAUACACUUUGCUUGAUGGCCAGAAAACUCUACUCCUUCAUCAGUGGAGAGAGCAAGGAAGAGUCUGUGGAUACAUUAAGUAUGCAGGAGGUCACUCUUGGAGGUCACACUUGCCUACAAUUGUUGAAAGAGAAACUGACAGCUCUACUAAAUUCUAUUAAAUUGCAGUUGAAAAUGCAGAACAAAAAAAUAGGCCCAAACUGGAUAUUAGAAGGCAAGGAUGUCAAAAGAGCUUCCAUGAAAGGCAGAAACAUUGGCCCACUGUUCAAAGCCUUCAUAGCUACUGGAACACUGCCAUCAAAGACAGGAUAUGGACGUAUGCAGACCACAGGUUUGACUGUGAUAAUGGAACAUCUAAACAGAAUGAGAGACUUGUCUCAUCUCCGUGCAAUACAUCGAGGUGCCUACUUCAUGGGGACGAAAACAAUUCAGCCUCGCAGAUUGACUGGAGAGGCAUGGGGCUUCAUCUGCCCAGUGCAUACACCUGAUGGGGCACCGUGUGGCCUACUGAAUCACUUGGCACAAAACUGCAUAGUUCUCAAUCAUACUCCUAAGAGCCCUUCAGCUUUAGGCCUAGCACUGACUAAACUUGGAAUGACACCAAUUCAUAGCUCUCCUUUAGCUCCAUAUGCUGAGUGCUUAGAAGUGGUUAAAGAUGGCUGUUUGAUUGGCUAUAUCAGAAGAGAUGAAUCUGAGGAAUUUGCACAGAAACUUAGAAUAAUGAAAACUCAAGAAGAGAUCUUUAAGUAUACUGAAAUAGUACUCAUACCAAAGCGGAUGUAUGGAGGGCAGUAUCCAGUUUUUUUGGUGACAUCUGUAGGAAGAAUGAUGCGGCCAGUGAUCAACCUUCAGACGUACACCAUUGAGUAUAUUGGCACACUAGAGCAGCUCUAUCUUAAUGUGGCUGUUACUCCUGAAUAUAUUGAGCAAGGGGUUCAUACACACCUUGGAGUAGACAAGACAUCUAUAUUCAGCAAUGUUGGCAAAUUUGUACCAUUUUCUGACUGCAACCCCAAUCCUCGAAACAUGUAUCAGUGUCAGAUGGGUAAACAAGCAAUGGGAACCCCAUUCCACAACUGGAGAAGUCAAACUACUGGGAAAGUAUAUCGACUACAGUAUCCACAGGUGCCCUUGGUCAGAAACUCACACUAUGAUGACAUGAACAUGGAAGAUUUCUGUAUGGGCUUCAAUGCUGUUGUUGCCAUAGUUUCAUACACUGGAUAUGAUAUGGAAGAUGCAAUGGUUCUGAAUAAAUGUUCAAUGGAGCGUGGCCUGGGACACGGUCAGAUAUACAAGACAGAGUUUGUAGACUUGACCUUGCUUCAGGAAAGGCUCAAAGUAAAUCCUAAUGAGGUUAUUCAUGUAUUCAGAAGAAAUCCAGACAUACUUCAACAGAAAUUGUUUUUAGACAGUAAUGGACUUCCUUACCCAGGAACACAGCUCACUGAUGGUGAUCCAUAUUAUUGUGUGUACGAUCUUCGCCAAAGAAGCUUUAAUGUCACAAUAUACAAAGGUGAAGACUGUGUUGUGGAUAAAUACUCCAUCAUGGCUGCCACUCUCAAUACUGGGGAGUGUCAACGAGUCAGCAUAACAUUAAGAAUCAAGAGAAAUCCCAGUAUAGGAGACAAGUUUGCCAGCCGUAGUGGUCAGAAAGGCAUUAUGAGUCGCUUGUAUCCUGCUGAAGAUCUUCCUUUUUCUGAACGAGGCAUAAUACCAGACAUCAUCUUCAACCCUCAUGGUAUUCCUUCCCGUAUGACUGCAGGGAAGCUGUUAGAGCUUGUUGCUGGCAAGUCAGCAGCGGAGUUUGGUAAAUCAUUUGACUCAACACCAUUUGAGUUUUCUGACGAAAACCCUGCUGUUGAUUACUUUGGAAAAAUAUUGGAGAAAGGUGGCUUCAAUUACUAUGGUGAAGAUGUCUUGUAUAGUGGUAUAGAUGGCCGGAUGCUGGAAGUGGAAAUAUUUGAAGGCAUUAUUUACUACCAACGUUUGCGACACAUGACAGCCGAUAAAUGGCAGGUUCGAGCCACUGGUGCUGUUGACUUAGUAACUCGGCAGCCAGUGAAAGGUCGUAAAAGAGGAGGGGCAAUCAGGUUUGGAGAGAUGGAGAGGGAUUGUCUCAUCUCUCAUGGUGCCGCCUAUACCUUGAAGGAUCGUCUUCUAGAUUGUUCUGACAUCUCUGUGGAAUGGGUGUGUGAGAAGUGUGGUGGGAUACUGUCUCCAUCAGUGAGUUUGUCGGGAGGAACUCGCUUCUAUGGGAAGAAGCAGCCAGCAUGUGUGUUGUGUGGACCUGAUGCCAGUGUUCGCCAGCUGCACCUGCCUUACUCCUUCAAGUAUCUGGUGGCUGAGCUGGCAAGUGUGGGUAUCAAGACCAACCUGGGACUCCACUCUGCUGAUGACAUCAUCUCAGAACCCAGCCUAAGCCCUUAUUCUUAAUAUGAGUCUUCUCUGUGGUGCUCAGAAUUUAUUGAGCUAUAUAGAUUUAGUUAAGUAAAGCACCAAGCCUGUGAGAGAGAGAAAAAGAGAUAGAGAUCUAUCUCUAUCUCUUUUUCUCUCUCUCACAGGCUUGAUAGAUAGAUAGAUAGAUUCAGCACAAGAAGUUGUGGUGGAAGCUCGAUCCUCCAUCCACCACUUGUAAGAAAUGCACUGUUUUAUUAUACUCAAUUACCAGUAGUUAUCCUUACAAUGCAGGUAUUUCAUUCUGUCAAUAGUUCUGGUCCAGGAUUAGGCAGCUCAUCCUCAUGCACUAAAUUACUAAUAGUUUUACUUUUCUUCAUAAAAAUUGUUCAGAAAUGCUUCAUUAUUGAUGAAAUGUUAAGAUCAUUCAAAGGUUUAGCCCCUCCAUUCCUAAGAAAAACUGUGAAAUAGUGUUAAGUAGUUGUUUAUAUGUCAGUUUUGUAUUAUGCACCAAAACCUUGCUAAAAUAUAUGCAAAAAAUAAA
Molecule: messenger RNA, 4149 nt
Organism: Cherax quadricarinatus
Lineage: Eukaryota; Metazoa; Arthropoda; Malacostraca; Decapoda; Parastacidae
Gene: Polr1B
Product: RNA polymerase I subunit Rpl135
Biological process (GO): DNA-templated transcription
Cellular component (GO): RNA polymerase I complex; nucleus
Molecular function (GO): DNA binding; ribonucleoside binding
Source: RefSeq, a predicted model, not a curated record